CCGACUGGCCCUGUGGCAGGCAGGCCUAUCCUGACCUGGAGCUCGGUGCCGAGGCCCAAGGCUCUGGGACUGGGGCUGGCCCCUGAUCCUUAGGGGCCGCUAGCUCGGGCACAGGUCAGAGGUCGGGGGUCAGGGUGACCCCGAGUAGUGAACUUGCGCUCCUGCUGCCCCUCCUCCUUCCGUCCCGCCCUCUCCCCAGUCCCCCUUUCCACCCUUAGGUCUCUCUCCCUUCUGCCAGGCGUCCUGGGUGCUCCACGCUCGGCGGGGUGCGGGCAGCGAUGCCCCUAGAAAAUCUUUCCCCGAAGGAACAAAACGGCGCUGCGGGGAGGCCCUCCUGGGAGAGUUUAAAGCCUGGACUCGGCCUGGAAGCUGACAUGUCUGGAAGAAUUAAAAUGUCUCCACUGGGCGCAUUGUGGCUGCUGGGUCAGGCCUCAUUGCUACGAUUUCAGAGUACCCUGGUAAUAGUUGAGCAUGCAAACGAUACCCUAGUACCCAUUACGUUAAACACCAUCACUGCCGCCAAAUGUCUUGGAGGUGAAGUAUCCUGCUUAGUAGCUGGAACCAAAUGUGACAAGGUGGCACAGGAUCUUUGCAAAGUAGCAGGUGUAGCAAAAGUUCUGGUGGCCCAGCAUGAUGCCUACAAAGGCUUCCUGCCAGAGGAACUGACGCCAUUGAUCCUGGCAACCCAGAACCAGUUCAAUUACACACACAUCUGUGCUGGAGCAUCUGCCUUUGGAAAGAACCUUUUGCCCAGAGUAGCAGCCAAACUGGAUGUUGCCCCAAUUUCUGACAUCAUUGCCAUCAAGUCACCGGACACGUUCGUGAGACCCAUUUAUGCAGGAAAUGCCCUAUGCACAGUGAAGUGUGAUGAGAAAGUGAAGGUGUUUUCUGUCCGAGGAACGUCUUUUGAAGCUGCAGCAACAAGCGGAGGUAGUGCCAGUUUGGAGAAGGCAUCAAGUGCUUCGCCAGUGGGGAUGUCAGAAUGGCUUGACCAGAAGUUAACAAAAAGUGAUCGGCCUGAGCUAACUGGUGCCAAAGUGGUGGUAUCUGGUGGUCGGGGUUUGAAGAGCGGAGAGAACUUUAAGUUGUUAUAUGACUUGGCAGAUCAACUACAUGCUGCAGUUGGUGCUUCCCGUGCUGCCGUUGAUGCUGGCUUUGUUCCCAAUGACAUGCAAGUUGGACAGACAGGAAAAAUAGUAGCACCAGAACUUUAUAUUGCCGUAGGAAUAUCCGGAGCCAUCCAACAUUUAGCUGGGAUGAAAGACAGCAAGACCAUUGUAGCCAUUAACAAAGACCCAGAAGCUCCAAUUUUCCAAGUGGCAGAUUAUGGAAUAGUUGCAGAUUUAUUUAAGGUGGUUCCUGAAAUGACUGAGCUGUUGAAGAAAAAAUGAAUCAUGAUCAUGUCUUAAGAAGGCAAACUGUCGAAGUAUUCAGCUGGAAUCAUGGAAAUUCAAGGAUAUUCUAACACUCAUUGGAAAGCUUGGAGAGCUAAAUUCUCAUCAUUUUGGAAAAAAAAAUCUAAGAGAUACCAGGACGCUUUUUCUAUGGGACUGUUAUAUUUCUUUUUAAUUAUUUUUGGUUCCAAACAAUUAUUUUUUGAAAUUUUCUAAUUCUAUAAUAAAAUAUAUAAUAAAGCCUUUCCACAGCUUUAAAAUUAUUAUCAGAAAUAU
Molecule: messenger RNA, 1670 nt
Organism: Loxodonta africana (African savanna elephant)
Lineage: Eukaryota; Metazoa; Chordata; Mammalia; Proboscidea; Elephantidae
Gene: ETFA
Product: electron transfer flavoprotein subunit alpha
Exons: 12
Coding region: 279-1391 (370 amino acids)
Biological process (GO): fatty acid beta-oxidation using acyl-CoA dehydrogenase
Cellular component (GO): mitochondrion
Molecular function (GO): flavin adenine dinucleotide binding; electron transfer activity
Source: RefSeq, a predicted model, not a curated record